AUGCUUUUUUCCAAGGUUCUCCCACUUUCUGUCUUUGCUUCCUUAGCUGCUGCUCAAGGCCCACAUAUUCUGGCGACAUUUUCAACCCAUAGUGGGGAAAUAUUCGAUGUCAAGACGCAUAUCUGCAUCAAUUUUCAGCAAUGGCAGCCAAUCUACAAUACUCUACAGGUGACUGAUCCCUUUGAAUGCGAAUUAUAUUAUGGUCGAGGCUGCAAUGAUGAAGUUGAUAGAUUCUAUCCGGGAGACUACGAAAUUACUCAUGUGUAUUUCAAGUCAGUUCGUUGCCAUCUCUUGGAUGAUUAA
Messenger RNA from Venustampulla echinocandica, 303 nucleotides. RefSeq lists its product as uncharacterized. The record is from RefSeq and is a predicted model, not a curated record. The transcript has 4 exons. Bases 1 to 303 code for a protein of 100 amino acids. Lineage: Eukaryota; Fungi; Ascomycota; Leotiomycetes; Helotiales; Pleuroascaceae.